CUCUCCUCGAGUCAAGCAGAAUGGCACCGCAGAAGUUCUCCGUUCUGACCUAUCUGCCGUUCGCCCAUGGCCGAAGCUAUCCUUAUUGCCGAGGCGGCCAAACGUCCCGGGCUUGACCUCACCGUAGACAGCGCGGGCACCGGGGCGUACCACGCUGGCGACGGAGCAGAUGAGCGCACAAUUGCUGUCUGCAAGAAGCAUGGCGUGCCCGUCAACUGCAUCGCUCGCCGUAUCGAGACUGAGGACUACAACAAGUUCGACUACAUCCUCGCCAUGGACCAAAGCAACCUCCAGACCCUCCAGACCCGCAAGCCCCGCGGCUCCCGAGCCCACAUCACCCUCUUCGGGACAUUUGACCCGGACCUGGCGCUGGCCUCGCCUGGUGCUCGCCUCCGCCCCGGCAUCAUCGAGGACCCCUACUACGGCGGCCGCGAAGGAUUUGAGCACGCUUACGAUCAAUGUGUGCGGUACGCGCGUGGGUUCCUCGACUUUCUAGAGGCCGGAGGCGGGGAGCCGCCCAAGCUCUAGAACAUUCAAGGUCAUUAAUAAGCUAAUCUAGCUGGUGAGGGCAUGGGGGAAGGUUAGUGAGCUAUUGUUCGCCGAGACUACUGGCGUCACGGCAUGGGGCUAGUACAUACCCGCAUGUAUAGAGUGAGACCGCCGGAUGCUGGAAGGCAUGCUGAAGCCACGAGCACUGAUCACGGUGAGUGCCUAAUGCCCGAAAGCUCACAGUCGAUCCGUCAGCGCCAAGAUCCAGGAC
Messenger RNA from Cutaneotrichosporon oleaginosum, 760 nucleotides. RefSeq lists its product as uncharacterized. Gene Ontology annotation, biological process: protein dephosphorylation. Gene Ontology annotation, molecular function: protein tyrosine phosphatase activity. The record is from RefSeq and is a predicted model, not a curated record. Lineage: Eukaryota; Fungi; Basidiomycota; Tremellomycetes; Trichosporonales; Trichosporonaceae.